Psammomys obesus (fat sand rat) is the source of this 1724-nucleotide messenger RNA. RefSeq names its product RNA binding motif protein 17 (gene Rbm17). NCBI's taxonomy places the organism in Eukaryota, Metazoa, Chordata, Mammalia, Rodentia, Muridae. Gene Ontology annotation, molecular function: RNA binding. The record is from RefSeq and is a predicted model, not a curated record. Gene Ontology annotation, biological process: alternative mRNA splicing, via spliceosome; mRNA cis splicing, via spliceosome. Gene Ontology annotation, cellular component: precatalytic spliceosome. Bases 169 to 1386 code for a protein of 405 amino acids. The transcript is spliced from 12 exons.
CUCUCACCCCGCGCGGCGGAUCACCCUGCGGGCUCGGCGGAGGGUAGUCGCCGCGGCGGGCUCGGGCUGUCGGCGGGCUUCCGCGCAGGGCGGCCGGGCUCCGCGCUGCCGCCGCCGUGGCCCAUGGGCAGAAUCGUCUCGGAAGUCCGGCUUUAAUUUAAAAAGAAGAUGUCCCUAUAUGAUGAUCUGGGAGUGGAGACCAGUGACUCAAAAACUGAAGGCUGGUCUAAAAACUUCAAACUUCUGCAGUCCCAGCUUCAGGUGAAGAAGGCAGCUCUUACUCAAGCAAAGAGCCAACGGACAAAACAAAGUACAGUCCUCGCCCCAGUCAUCGACCUGAAGCGAGGAGGCUCCUCAGAUGACCGGCAGAUUGUAGACACACCACCUCAUGUAGCAGCUGGGCUGAAGGACCCAGUGCCCAGUGGGUUUUCUGCUGGGGAAGUUCUGAUUCCCUUAGCUGAUGAAUACGAUCCUAUGUUUCCUAAUGAUUAUGAGAAAGUAGUGAAGCGUCAGAGAGAAGAGCGACAGAGGCAGCGGGAGCUGGAAAGACAGAAGGAAAUAGAAGAAAGAGAAAAGAGGCGUAAAGACAGGCAUGAAGCCAGUGGGUUUUCAAGACGACCAGACCCAGAUUCUGAUGAAGAUGAAGAUUAUGAGCGAGAGCGGAGAAAAAGAAGUAUGGGAGGAGCUGCCAUCGCCCCACCUACUUCUCUUGUAGAGAAAGACAAGGAGUUACCCCGAGAUUUUCCUUAUGAAGAGGAUUCAAGACCUCGAUCACAGUCUUCCAAAGCUGCUAUUCCUCCCCCAGUGUAUGAGGAGCCGGAUAGACCAAGAUCUCCAACGGGCCCCAGCAACUCCUUCCUUGCUAACAUGGGUGGCACAGUGGCUCAUAAAAUCAUGCAGAAGUAUGGCUUCCGGGAAGGACAGGGACUGGGGAAGCAUGAGCAAGGGCUGAGUACUGCAUUGUCAGUAGAGAAGACCAGCAAGCGGGGCGGCAAAAUCAUUGUGGGUGACGCAACGGAGAAGGGCGAGUCUCAGGAUGCAUCCAAGAAGUCGGAUUCAAAUCCAUUAACUGAAAUACUUAAGUGCCCUACUAAAGUGGUCCUGCUGAGGAACAUGGUGGGUGCAGGAGAGGUCGAUGAAGACUUGGAAGUUGAAACCAAGGAAGAAUGUGAAAAAUAUGGCAAAGUUGGAAAGUGUGUGAUAUUUGAGAUUCCUGGUGCCCCUGAUGAUGAAGCAGUACGGAUAUUUUUAGAAUUUGAGAGAGUUGAAUCAGCAAUUAAAGCUGUUGUUGAUCUGAACGGGCGGUAUUUUGGUGGACGGGUGGUUAAAGCAUGUUUCUACAAUUUGGAUAAAUUCAGGGUCCUGGAUCUGGCAGAACAAGUUUGAUUGUAACCUAAAGUCACCUCCAUGAUCCUUACAUGAGCUGCAGACUGAGCAAGGAAAUAGAGAUCAGCCUCCAUGGCUGUUGGACACUGAGACUCUUGGAUGGACUUCUGAGAUAUAUGUUGACGGAUCCCUUUUUUAUUUUGUGUUUUUUUUUUAAUAUAGUAUAAAAACCCUUUAAAAAAAUUUGUGUGCUUCUCUGGUUGUUUUCUCACUACUGCCUCUGUUGAUUGAUUCUGCUGGGAUUUCAUGCCAUGCAAUGAAUCAGGCACUGAAGAGUAAGUCAUCCUUUUCCUCCUUCCUUAAUAAAGCCUUCCAGUUAUGGAGCUGUAGCUUUAUAC